GUCUGAGUUGGCGUGUGUCACCAUCGUUGUUUGCCUGUCAGCUCUGCAUGCUCCUGGUGAGCCCUCUGAGGACAUGGACUUGGACCAGCUGGACCUAAAUCCCAGAAUUACUGCUGCGAUUAAGAAAGGCAGACUGAAGUCAGUGAAGGAGAUACUGUGCUACUCCGGACCAGACUUGCAGCGGCUCACCAGCCUGCCCAGCCACGAUGUGCAGUGCCUGCUGAGAGCUGCCUCUCUACACCUUCGGGGAAGCCGCGUCCUCACAGCACUGCAUCUGUUCCAGCAGAGGGAGAGCUUCCCUGAGCAGCAUCAACGCCUGAGCCUAGGCUGCCCUGUCCUGGAUCAGUUCCUGGGUGGAGGCCUGCCUCUGGAUGGCAUCACUGGCCUGGCUGGCCGCAGCUCAGCAGGAAAGACACAGCUGGCACUACAGCUCUGCCUGGCUGUGCAGUUCCCACGACAAUAUGGAGGCCUAGAGGCUGGGGCUGUCUAUAUCUGCACAGAAGACGCCUUCCCCAGCAAGCGGCUGUGGCAGCUCAUUGAGCAGCAGCAGAAGCUGCGGACAGACGUGCCUGGGGAGCUGACAGAGAGGAUCAGGUUCAGCAACCACAUCUUCAUCGAGCAUGCGGCCGACGUGGACACCUUGUUGGAGUGUGUGAGUAAGAAGGUCCCCAUUCUGCUGUCGAGGGGCAUGGCCCGCCUAGUGGUGGUUGACUCCGUUGCAGCCCCAUUUCGUUGUGAGUUCCAUCUUCAGGCCUCAGCCGUCAGGGCGAAGCUCCUGCACUCGCUGGGGGCCACACUCCGAAAACUGAGCAGCACCUUCCAGAGCCCAGUGCUGUGCAUCAACCAGGUGACAGAAAUGGUGGAGGACCAGCAGUUUGUGCCCAGGGCUUCGGAGGAGCGCCUCUCUCCAGCCCUUGGCAUCACCUGGGCUAACCAGCUCCUGAUGCGACUAAUGGUUGACCGCACCCAUGAGGAUGAUGUUACCACAGGCUUGCCCAGAAGCCCAGUUCGGACUCUCCGAGUGCUCUUCGCCCCCCACCUACCCGUCUCCUCCUGCUGCUACACAGUCAGUGGGGAAGGCAUUAGGGGGAUGCCAGGAACAGAAUCCUGCUGACAGUGGGACCAGUGGGUCAGCCUGAUGACGCCUCCCAACAACCUGUCAGUCAGUGGCACCUGGUGAACAGGCACCCAGUGACGGUCGGGCAGUCAGUAUCUGC
Molecule: messenger RNA, 1217 nt
Organism: Mus pahari (shrew mouse)
Lineage: Eukaryota; Metazoa; Chordata; Mammalia; Rodentia; Muridae
Gene: Xrcc3
Product: X-ray repair cross complementing 3
Exons: 7
Coding region: 74-1114 (346 amino acids)
Biological process (GO): double-strand break repair via synthesis-dependent strand annealing; telomere maintenance via recombination; resolution of mitotic recombination intermediates
Cellular component (GO): Rad51C-XRCC3 complex; replication fork
Molecular function (GO): ATP-dependent DNA damage sensor activity; ATP binding; four-way junction DNA binding
Source: RefSeq, a predicted model, not a curated record